AUAGAAGAGAAGGGAGAGGAAACAAAGCAAAGGCCGAGCAGUGGAGGUGCAUGGAGAUACGUGGUGCUGCUGCUUCGUCUCCAUCUCCAUCUCCAUCCAUUGCCAAUUAAAGCUUCUCUCCCAACAAUAGCCUACCUUCCCCAGCCAUGCCGCCGCCUUCUAUCUCCCUCCUCUCUUCUUCGUCUCUUCUUCCUCUUCCUCCUCCCCCCGUUCCUCAUUGCCGCUCCUUCUUGAGACGCCGCUUCCACGCCUUUCUCUUGCCCAACCGCGCUGUUCCGCCUCGCCCUUCUUCUUCUUCUUCCUCCAGGUUUUCCGCUGUUUGUCGAAGCUACGGCCAAUUUGGCGAGGGAUUCGACAUGGACAGCGACGGCGACGAACACGGGCAGAAGGAAGGUGUUUUACGAAGAGAGGAGGAGGAGGAGGAAGAAGAGGAUUCAACGAAUACUUCUCCCUUUCCCGACAGAUGGGAUGUUUUGGGUCUUGGCCAAGCUAUGGUAGAUUUUUCUGGCACGGUUGAUGACCAUUUCUUGGGCAGACUGGGAUUAGAGAAGGGGACAAGGAGGCUUGUGAAUCAUGAGGAGAGGGGUAGAGUUUUGCAGGCAAUGGAUGGGUGCAGCUACAAGGCUGCUGCCGGGGGUUCUCUCUCUAACAGCCUGGUGGCCUUGGCCAGGCUUGGUGCUCAUACAAUUGGAGGCCCUCCCUUGAAUGUAGCUAUGGCAGGCAGUGUUGGUAGUGAUCCCUUGGGUGGGUUUUACCGAGCAAAGCUGCGUCGGGCAAAUGUGAAUUUUCUCUCUCCUCCGGUAAAGAAUGGAACAACAGGGACAGUUAUAGUUCUUACGACUCCGGAUGCUCAGCGAACAAUGCUUGCAUAUCAGGGUACAUCAUCAACUGUUAAUUAUGAUCCUUGCUUGGCUAGUAUAGUUUCAAAAACAAACAUAUUAAUUGUUGAAGGAUAUUUAUUUGAGUUCCCUGAUACAAUUAAAACAAUUACGAAAGCAUGUGAAGAUGCCCGCAGGAGUGGUGCUCUAGUUGCUAUUACGGCUUCAGAUGUAUCCUGCAUUGAAAGACACUACGACGAUUUCUGGGAAAUCAUGGGAAGCAAUGCUGACAUUGUAUUUGCAAAUAGCGAUGAAGCAAGAACAUUUUGUGAUUUCUCCUCCAAGGAAAGCCCCCUUUCUGCUGCAAGGUAUCUAAGCCAUUUUGUACCAUUAGUUUCGGUUACAGACGGGCCAAGAGGCUCUUAUGUUGGUGUCAAAGGGGAGGCCGUAUAUAUCCCUCCAUCACCAUGUGUGCCGGUUGAUACAUGUGGGGCUGGCGACGCCUAUGCAUCGGGCGUCUUAUAUGGUAUUUUGCGAGGCGUCUCAGAUUUGAAAGGCAUGGGGGCAUUUGCGGCGAAGGUAGCAGCUGUAGUUGUCGGACAGCAGGGGACGCGGCUUAGGGUUCAAGAUGCUAGGCGACUGGCAGAGUCAUCGUCUUCCCAUCUCGAGAGCUCCAUUCUUCGGACAGAUGUGGGUUCUGAUCAGAUAUCCAGCUUGUAGUAAGUUGCAAUAGGCCUCGCUAUCAUGCUGAUCCCACAAUUGGUCACGUAAUCUUUUUUCUUUCUUUAUAACUACAUGAACUCAUUUGUUUAACAACCCAAAAAGAACUGGGUACACUCUCAUUCUUUGUACAUAAUUAUGUUAAAGAGAAAGGCACCAAAAGUUGGAGAAAUUGUGUUUAGUA
This is a messenger RNA of Diospyros lotus (date-plum), 1722 nucleotides long. RefSeq lists its product as uncharacterized. The coding region runs from base 147 to 1538 and encodes 463 amino acids. Gene Ontology annotation, molecular function: kinase activity. The transcript is spliced from 5 exons. The record is from RefSeq and is a predicted model, not a curated record. NCBI's taxonomy places the organism in Eukaryota, Viridiplantae, Streptophyta, Magnoliopsida, Ericales, Ebenaceae.